Funneliformis mosseae is the source of this 7464-nucleotide messenger RNA. Lineage: Eukaryota; Fungi; Glomeromycota; Glomeromycetes; Glomerales; Glomeraceae. The record is from the annotation of a GenBank genome assembly.
AUGUCUUCAUUCACAACAAUCCCACAAUUCACGCAACCAAUCUCAAAAACUUCCCCCAUUGGAAUUAUCGGUGCAGGCCCUGCCGGCAUAUCAAUAGCUUAUAAUUUACGAAAAGAAGGAUACAAAAACAUCACGAUCCUUGAAUCAUCAUCACACAUCGCAGGGAAAUCCGCUACCUUCUAUCAUGAAAAUAAAGGUUAUGAUGUAGGAGCAUUGAUGGUCGGCCAUAAUUACACGAAUAUAAAAGCUCUCGCCUCCGAACUUGAUUGCCCUCUUGAAACAUUUUGCGGCCGUGCACUCGAUAUCGAUAAUAAUACCUACUACGUAGAUAACACAGAUAAAAUUGGUAUCUACUCCAAACUGCUGCCUAACCUAAACCAUUACUUGGAAGAGAAACAAUCCUUUUUGGAUAUCUCUCGACCUGGUCAUGGUCAAUUAAGUGAAUGUGAACUAUACGCACCCAUCACCCAAUUCUUAAAGGACCGAGACAUGCCCUAUUUAAAGGACGCUUGGAGUUUGGCUUACACCAGUGCUGGAUACGGUUACGUUGAGGAUGAUAUUCCAGCAGCCUACUUCCUCAAAUUUAUUGAAAAUUCCGAAAAUACGAUUUCGUAUUUUAAAAACGGUUUCCAAGACUUUUGGUCAAAGAUGGCAGAGAAACUCAAUGUGAUAUGCAAUGCCAAAGUCAUAUCGGUUGAUCGUUCUCUCAAAAAUCAAAAUUUAGGACCAAUACUUGUCACAAUUCAAAAUUCCCUCCGGGACUUCUCCCAAACCCUCGCAUUCGACCACAUCAUCAUUGCCACGAACCCUCGUCAAACCGAACAAUUCCUUUUACCAACUCCGGUAGAAAAGGACCUCUUCUCAAAAAUCAUCACCUUCGAAUUUUAUACAAUCAUCGCCACAGUCAAGAAUCUACCAACAAAAGUGGGGAUGACAACCAUCCCAAAGUUUUGUUCGGAUAAACGUUAUGUUGGUCACAUCACUGCGUAUUACUGCGCUUAUGAUGGAGUUCCAACUUACAUCUUCUAUGCAUACGGAAAUAAAGAAAUCGGUCCUGAAAAGGUUACCGAAAUGGUCAAACAAGAUAUUAUAGAUAUGGGCGGAGACCUAGAGGAAAUACAUUAUAAUAAACGAUGGGAUUUCUUUCCUCAUGUUUCCUCACUAGAAAUGGCAAGAGGCUUUUACAGCAAGGUUGAGAACAUGCAAGGACAAAAUGGAACUUUCUAUGUCGGUGGCUGGUUAGACUUUGAGCUAACCGAGAAUUGUGUAUCCUAUUCACGUGAUUUGGUCAGGCGAUUCUUCAACCUUUCCAAUAAUCCAGAAAAAUCGGCACAUUUACCAAUCCAAUCGCAAAUUGAGAUAAAGCCUGCCUCCACGCUUAAUUGGGGUAUGGUGUUACGUUUAGCUGCCAAACGGUUCCCUAAUAAAAUCGCCUUCACCUGGGUCGAUGUUAACAUCCGGGAGGAGGCGACGAUCUCAUAUGCACAAUUAUACAAGCAGGCCCGAUCUGUGGCUCACUAUUUAAGGAAUAAAGCGGGACAUAAAGUUGGUGACCCAAUCUUACUAUGUUAUGCCCCCGGUCUUAAAUUCCUUCCGAUUUUAUUUGGUUGUAUGUUAGCAGGAAUAAUCGCUGUUCCAAUAGCCCCACCAAAUCUUGCAACGGCCGAAAAAGACAUUGCCAGGUUCAAAUAUUUAGCCCAAACUACUGGUGCAAAGUUAGUAUUUUCGGACCGAAAUUACAUGAAUUAUACCAGAUUGUACGCCGCUGGUAGUUUUAUUGGGAUCGGAAAAAAGGUCGACUGGCCUGAAGAUUUAACUUGGGUUGAAGGAGAAAGCAUCAUUUCAUCAUCGGAACUAUUUGAUGAAAAAUUAAUUGAAACAGUAGGAUGUGAAAACGUUGCCGUUUUACAAUUCUCUUCCGGAAGUACGGGGGAUCCAAAAGGUGUCAUGUUAACCCAUAAAAAUCUCUUACACAACGUGGACCUGAUGCAAAAUGAAAUCAACCUGGAUGAGGACAGUACGAUAGCCUUCUGGGUACCACAAUUUCAUGACCUUGGCCUGAUCGGGGGUUUCUUAAAUACGAUUCGGGGAGGAUGUCAGUCAGUCGUUAUGUCACCUUUAACAUUUUUACAAAAUCCUGCCAGCUGGCUUCAGAUGAUAACGAAUUAUCAAGCCACGUUUACUGCGGCCCCAAACUUUGCCUACGAAUUAGUGGCUCGAAAAUGUGAAGAUAAGAUUAUUGGAAAGUUGGACUUCACCUCAUUACGUGGUGCUUUUAAUGGUGCCGAACCUGUACGUUGGUCAACCUUGAAAUCCUUUGCCAAAAAAUUCGGACCCGCAGGAUUUAAACUUUCAACAUUCAAGUGCCUUUAUGGCUUAGCUGAACAUUGUGCUUACUCGGUAGGGUUCAGGAACAAACAUGAUAUUCCAACGGUUAUAGACAUCGAUCCCGAUUUACUUCGUGAAGGCCGGGUUAAAAUUCAAAGUGGACGUCAAGAAAAUAAUAUCGUUUCAACUGGUGUGCCUAAUUUGGCCAUGCAAGUUGAAGUUAGAGUUGUUGAUCAAGAAACCAGCCAACUUUGUUCUCCAAACGUUAUUGGUGAGGUUUGGGUAUCUAGUCCUAGUGUUGGAAAGGGUUAUUAUGGAAAGAAGGAGAUAAGCGAAGACACAUUCAAUGCAAAGUUGGGCAAUAACGACCACGGUAAUUGGGUUACUGAUAGUGGAAGUUUCUUAAGGACCGGUGACCUUGGAUUCCUACAUAAUGGGGAACUCUUUAUUACAGGACGCCAAAAGGAUGUGAUUAUUAUCAAUGGUAAGAAUCAUUACCCACAGGACAUCGAAUUGACAGUUCAACAAUGUCAUAAUGAUAUUCGACCUGGAUGCAUUUGCGCAAUCAAUCAUUCCGAUGCCGAAAAUGGCACAGAGUCGCUUGUCGUCCUCGUUGAGAUCAGACAACAAAAGGUGAUUCAACAAGAGACCUUACAAGAAAUUUGUGAUUGCAUCUCACGAGCCGUUCCAGGAAUCCAUGGUCUUCCAUGUCAACGCAUUGUACUAUUAAAGCAACAUAGUUUGCCAAAGACGACUAGCGGAAAACUUCAACGCUCCAAGGCAAAGGAUAUGUUAUUUGGUGGCCUAAUGGAUAAAAAGAUUCUUAUCAAUAUCGGAGAAGAAUCCAAUGAAGUUCCUUCCAAAUCACGCAGCAGAAAUGUAAAAUUUUGUCCACAAGCACCUAUAGUGGACUUGAAAUCAAUUGAACGAAAAAUAUGCGUUCAUGUUCACCGAAUUUCUAAAUUGGCAGCCAAGAAACCAGUUAGUGAAAUCGAUAUUCAAGCCAAUUUAAUCACGUCUUACGGGUUCGAUUCACUCGGAGCUGUGCAAUUAACGGCCUGUCUCAAAGAAGAAUUUGGCAUUGAAGUCGCUCCUGCUCUUUUGAUGGAUUUACCAACAAUCUCUGGAUUGGCUGGACAUGUAUUAAAACAGUUACCUCCUCCUUCAAACAUCGCCAGUCAUGUGCACGCCAUUUCAAAAGUGGCAGGAAAGAUCCCCAAAAAUCAACUAAAUGUCAACGCCAAUCUCAUUACUGACUAUGGAUUCGAUUCAUUAGCCGCUGUACAGUUGACUGCUUCAAUGAAGCAAAGUUUCGGUGUUGAGAUUGCCCCCGCCUUAUUAUAUGAUGUGCAUACUAUUGCAGAUUUAAGUGGGCAUGUUAAAAAACUGCUCCCAAAAAUUAAAAAGAAACAAAAAAUUCGUUCCGUUACUUCAAAAAUUUCUCAAAAAGUUAUAACAAUCGAAGAUGAUGGAAAAGAAGCUCCAAUAGUAGUUCCCUUAGCCCCAAAGAAUGUUGUCAAUAAACACAACGCACCACUUUAUUGCAUACAUCCAUUAUUGGGUAAUGUAGCAAGUUAUGUCUUUCUCGCAAAGAAUCUCGGGAUUUCCCGACCAGUGUAUGGUAUUCAAGCUCCUAGUGAUGUUGAAGCUGACAUAAAAACCUUAGCUCGAAGAUACGUACGCGCGAUUCAAUUACAUCAGCAGACCCAACCAUAUUAUUUAUGUGGAUAUUCUUAUGGUGGGUUACUUGCCUGGGAAAUGGCAAGAAUAUUACAAGAACUUGGAGCAAAAGUUGGUGGACUUUACCUUAUUGAUGCGCCUGCCCCACUUCAAAAAAGCGUUAGCAGAAUAUCAUUGGAUGGUGAGGAACCACAUCUUCUUUGGAAAGAUGAAAUUGAAAAAUUAUUAAAUGAUGUCGACUCUCAAUGGAUGAUUCGAUCGGAAAAUGAAGAUCCUGCUAAAAUAGAAGUGUUCAAGAGACAAGUUGGAACUUUAAUCGCUUCGAUGUAUGCAUAUACAUCAGAUCUUACAACUAUCGAAUCAGUUCAACAAUUCCCAAUCCAUUAUUGGAGGGCAAAGGAUUACGCAGGAAAAACGAGCUCAUUACUCCUUGAUCAUCCAUUAUUUCAUGAACCGAACUUUGGUUGGGAACAUUACCGAGGAGAAAUCAUAUUCCACCGAAGUAUACCAGGUCAUCAUUACAACGUAUUACGUGAGGAAACAUCCGGACGGUUGGCCAGAGAACUUGAGACAAAUAUGCCAAAUCAAAGUAGAAGAGGCAGCAUGGAUCUUAGACCGCUAAUGUUAGAGAAACUUGCUACAUCAUCACGAAAAAGUUCAACUUUUCCAUUGUUCCGUUCAAAUUCAAAAUCAAAGAAUAUGGCCGAAUUAGUAAUGAAUACACAAGUACCAUUACCCAUAGUGCUAGUGGUCUUAUUAUUCUUAAUUUUUACUGUUACCGUUACUCAUCUUAAACAAAAAUCAAUCGUAGCGGUGCAUCAUGUUCCGACAUUGGCAAGUUUGUUAGGAAAGAUUCUUCCAAACACGACGAUAUUAUAUCAAGAUGAUUUUUUCAAGAACGAUGACGAAAUCCCAACUGAUCCGGUGACCAAACUUCCAAAUUGGGAUUGUCAAGGGGCAAUAGAUUUCGAUUCAUUCGUAAAAACGCUUCGUCAUUUACGUAAAACUGGUAUUCUUCCACCAACGUUCGUUUCUAAAGAAAGUAAAAAUAACCGUAAUGAGGUUGGAUCUGCCGAAAUAAAUAACUUGGUUAACGAAUUAUCCGAACGAGUUAUGAAUCUAUUAAAAGAAAAUGGUGAAAAGAAGGAUGAAUGGAGUUUUUUGUUCGUUGAUGGGUUUUUGUUAUAUGUCGAUCAAGACGUUAUCAAUGAAUUGGAUAUUAAAUUAUUCGUUAAAACGAAACGUGAAAUUUUAAAACGACGAAGAGAAGCUAGAUCGGGUUAUGUCACCAUAGAAGGUUUUUGGGAAGACCCACCAAAUUAUUUUGAAAAUAUAGUUUGGCCAAAUUAUGUCCAAGCCAAUAAGCAUAUAUUAAUGCAAUCGGGAGAUUUAGAAAAGGAUGAAAAUUUAGUGUCUAAAAUAAUUAAUGAUGAUUUAAUUAUAUUAGAAUCCGAUGACGUUUCAAUGUUGACUAAAAACAUUGAAACAUCAGUAAUGAAAGUUUUAGAUCAUAUUAAGAAAAAAAUUAUCAAGGAAAAUCAUGUGUUGAUCUCGGAAACUCCGUCCGCACGAGAUUACAUCGAUAUAAUGGUGGAAAUUAAAAAGCUCGGAUUAUUUAGCAACUUUGAAGAGCAUACGCCAACAAUUGUGGUCUUUGGUGAUCAAUCAAGCGGUAAAAGUUCUGUCUUGCAUAGAUUAACUGGUGGUUUACCAAUUCCAAGAGGAUCUACAAAAUGCACGGCAACACCUUUUGAAAUACGUAUGCUGCAAUCCGAAGAAUCAGUCAGUAAAGUUUCUCUGCGGUACAUCGAAGAUAAAAACCGUAAAACUGUGGUAUCAAAAGAAGUUGAAUUUUGUAACUUAUUAGGCUUGAGCGAGUCUGAAGUCGAAGCGAAAUUGCGUGAAGCUCAACGUUAUGUACAAAAUCCAAGUAUUACUGACAUUAAAAAUGGACGAUUGCCACCCACGGAUUCUGAUGAGUUGGCUUUUACAAAAAAUGCUGUAUGCGUUACAAUUAGUGAACCGGAUCAAUCUUAUAGUUUAUCCAUGGUUGAUUUACCGGGAAUCGUACGAAACCACGAAGAACAUGAAAAUUUCGUAUUAUCCUUGGUAAAAGAAUAUAUCAAGAAAGAAUCGGCAAUUUUGCUCCCAAUCUUUCAGGCAACCUCGGACAUAGCCACGCAAUGUGCAUGGCGUCUUGCACGUGAAGCAGAUCCAAGUGGCAAACGUACAGUAGGUGUUUUGACAAAAAUCGAUCGUAUCAUCGAUUAUUCGCAUGAUGACGAAAAACACGUUGAACUCGCCACUCUAGUAAAAGGCAAAGGAGAGCAUCAAAUUACAAAUGGUGUUUAUAUUAUAAGGAAUCCUACCAUUGGGGAUAGUCAUAACCCAGAUGAACUGGAAGCCAUAACCAUUAGGACUCUUAAACAACAUAAAAUUUGGAGGGAGGUACCGGCUAAUAGAUUUGGCUUGCAAAAUUUGAUCAAUAAAUUAAGUGAAUUACAAGGUCAGGCUCAUGAACGGUCAUGGCCACACAUCCGUCCCCUUUUGGAAGAAUGUAGAGAUGAUUUUGAAGAAAAAUUAAGGAGUCUUCCACAUAAACCUGGUGGAAAUCCAAUUAUCCGUUUCUUGGAAUUAAUUGGUUCAUUCGACAAAUUAUUCACUUCUCACGCGAAUGCCGAACAUAUGGAUCAUAGGUUGUAUCGUGGGCAGCAAUGGAACUUUGGUCAAUUCGAUCAAGCAUUAUUGAAUACUCGUCCAAUAUAUAAACUUACGUUUGACGGUGAGGUAAAAAACACUGAAACGUUUGAUCCCAUAAGACCUGGUGCGUUGCAAUAUCGUGGAUGGACGAAAAAUUUAAGAGAUGAAAUUACAGCUGACAAUUGGGGUGAGUUGAACAAGAAAGACGAAAAUGAUUAUAUAUGGAAUUUAGAACAACUUUGUGAAGUCGUACAAGGAAGCCAAGGUGGCCAAUUGAAUUUGGAUGAUUCAUCCCAAAAAUUAAUUGAAGAAAUCAAAAGCUCUAGGAUUUCAACAGAGAUGCCAUCAACGGCAACUCUAUCCAUGAUGUUGAUUAUUAAAAAUCAAUACCUAGACAAAUUAAUUGGGGUGGUUCCUAAAUUUGAGGAUUCUACAAAUCAAACCAUAUUAAGAGCUACCGUCGUACCACGUGUAGUAGAAUAUUACCUUGUACAUCAAUUUGCCAUCCGUCUAGGAAUGCAUUUACGUCAACAUUUCAGACUAUUGGGAUCAGAUCCGGAACCUUCGGAGUCACCAGAAAAUCCCGAACAUAUAGACUUGAAGAAUUUAUUAGGUGAAGACCCAUUGUGCGCAAAGAAUCGUGAAGAAUGGGAAAAUAAUAGUGCCGUACUUAGUAGUAUCAUUGAUAGGGUUCGAAAAGCUUCUGUAAGAAAUCAUCAAGGUACUACUAAUGGUCAUCGUAGAAGUCGUAGAUAA